UCAUUGGUUGGCGGGGCAGCAGUGUGAGAGGUGAAAGGUUAACGCAUGGGUUUGGAUGAUCGAGCGGGCUGCAGAGCAGUGAAGCACACUUGCUUUUGUACAUAUUCGCUUGUUUUGUAGGGAACUGAUUUGCGGAUAUUUCAUCUAACGCAUAUUUAAGUGUGUAUUCAGUGUAAUGGCCGAGAGACCAGAGGACCUCAAUCUUCCCAAUGCUGUCAUCACGCGGAUUAUAAAGGAGGCAUUGCCAGAUGGCGUUAACGUCUCCAAGGAGGCUAGACGAGCGAUAUCUCAAGCAGCCAGUGUUUUCGUUCUCUAUGCAACAUCUUGUGCAAACAAUUUUGCUAUGAAAGCAAAAAGGAAGACACUCAACGCUGGAGAUGUGAUGUCAGCUAUGGAGGAGAUGGAGUUUGAGCGUUUCUUGCAACCCUUGCGGGAAGCACUUGAAGCUUACAAAAAAGGUCAGAAAGGCAAGAAGGAGGCAUCUGAGCAAAAACGUAAGGACAAGGAGAAGAAGAGCAGCACAGAUGAGAACGACAAGAGUAGAGAUGAAGAGGAAGACGAGCACAUGGAUGAUGAGCAGGAGGGAGAGAAUGAAGGAGAGGAAGAAGAUGUGGAGAACUGAGAGCAAGCAGGAUUUUUGUAUUUGUUCAGUCCGUCCUGGUUUUCGUUAACCAUGGCAAAUAAAAGUUUCCACGUUAAUGGUGGGACAAGGACAAGCCUAUGGUACUGGAAUACAAGUGUUUCACUUUAUGAAAUUGAGCAACUGUACAAAAACGAUUGUGGCAACUUUCCUGCGGGGUGCUCCUUUGAAUACAGUGAGGUAUAGUUAAAGAGAAACUGCACAUUGUCUCCUCAUUCACUUUAAUAAUUUGUACGUAACGCAGUAGUACCCACACAGUUAAGCAAAUAAAUUUAGUGUCUGGAGUCAAGAAAUGGAAAAACAUGUCAUGUGUGUUAAUGAUUUAUGAGGAAUGAGAUGUAAGCGGCUAGAAGUACUUAAACAUUUUGUUUCUGCUGUUGUGAAACGUUCUAUGCCAUUCCCAUUUUAAAAGUCAGGCUUUUGUUCUAGGGCAACACAUACCCAAGCUUACAUUCUUUUGUACUGAGUCUUUUUAUAACUUGGGAAUUUGAGUACAUGUUAGCUUUUUUAUUUUCCCUCAAAUAAAGAGUUGUCAUUUUAAAA
This is a messenger RNA of Carassius carassius (crucian carp), 1183 nucleotides long. RefSeq names its product polymerase (DNA directed), epsilon 3 (p17 subunit) (gene pole3). Bases 176 to 622 code for a protein of 148 amino acids. Gene Ontology annotation, biological process: leading strand elongation; DNA damage response; heterochromatin formation. Lineage: Eukaryota; Metazoa; Chordata; Actinopteri; Cypriniformes; Cyprinidae. Gene Ontology annotation, cellular component: CHRAC; epsilon DNA polymerase complex. Gene Ontology annotation, molecular function: protein heterodimerization activity; chromatin DNA binding. The record is from RefSeq and is a predicted model, not a curated record. The transcript is spliced from 5 exons.